Molecule: messenger RNA, 1821 nt
Organism: Epithele typhae
Lineage: Eukaryota; Fungi; Basidiomycota; Agaricomycetes; Polyporales; Epitheliaceae
Exons: 1
Coding region: 1-1821 (606 amino acids)
Molecular function (GO): protein binding
Source: RefSeq, a predicted model, not a curated record
AUGUGGACCGACUAUCUCCGUAGAAUCUACUCCUCCAUGAACUCCCGUUCGGGAAUAGAGCGACUUCCAGAUGAGCUGUUGCUCAAGAUCUAUGAGCAAGCCCUCCUACCGUCUAACCUCUCAAUGCGCUCUAUCUUCGCCACUCUUCACGAGGACACCAAGUCCACAGGUCAGGCCGCGAGGGGCCGCACUAAGACCCUUCUCAGCAUAUCUCACGUCUGUCGGUCAUGGCGCUCGCUUACGACGACCACUCCUCACCUAUGGUCAUACAUCCACGCUAGUGCCUGGAGAGGUGCACCAGAAGACUUCUUUCCAACUUGUCUUCAACGCGCCAGGACCUCUCCUCUUUGUAUCUCGAUAUUUAUGGGCGAUCCGUUCACGAAGGCGAUUGUUGAUGCCGACAUUCAAUCUCGCAUCGUCAGCCUCCGGAUCAUCCUCUCUCCCGAUCCCAAGGACAGUCGCGUUAUCAGAGCCCCCGAGUUUUGGGAGGCUUUCGCCGAAAUAUUCCCCCUCAAAGCACCUCGUCUUCAAUCUCUCGUGGUCGCAUUCCCUUCGCGAUACGUGGUAGUGCCCUGGGGCUACGGAAAUCGUUCAAUUCCCGCCAAGGCGCCGGAAGCGUUUCUCCCCACCGCUUUUCCGUCGCAAUUGCGGGCACUCGCUGUAUCGCCGGGAGUUAAGUUCCCGUCCGGCCCCUUCCCACAACUCACUCAUCUCUCUUUGUCAUUCUGGGACUUUCCUCCAUAUUACAAGGACCACCAUCUUCAGCCAUUCCGGGCGCUUCUCGCUUCCUCUUUGCACCUGGAAUUCAUCUUCCUUCGUUACAACUCAGCGCAAAACGACUGCGUUCGCACUAGCGAUGCGAACGUGAAAGCUCACCCCAUCUCUCUGCCAUCGUUGAGAGCUAUCACGAUCGUCCAAUGCGACUUCAACAGCGCUCGUCGCCUCGUCGACAGCAUUGCACUUCCACCGAACGCGCACGUGUACCUCAUCCUCAAUCCCGAUCGGGAACUCGACCUCCAUUCAGGAUGGCACGUCCCCCAACACCCUCUGUUCUCCACCCACCUGUCCCUUCACCUCUUCAGCAAGCACAUUUCCAUCCUCCUCGACGGCCCGCACCUCCCUUCAGAGUCGAUGCGCCCGGCCGGCCGGCUGCACAUCCGGAACCUCUCCCUCAAGAACCGUCCCCGCGACCUGCGCGGUCUGCCCCUCGCGUCCAUAAAAUCGCUCGACAUCGCUCUGACGCGCAGCAGCACAAUGCUGGACACCUUGCUCUUCUUCCUCAUGCGCAUGCCGGCGCUCGACGAGCUCACCCUCUCCUUCUCGGACCGCGCGCUGGAAGACCGAACGGGCGGGCUGGACGACUGCUCAUUCCACGCGUUCCUGCUGCCGAUUUUCAAGGCGCUCGGCUUGCGCAGGCCGGGCCCGGACGCGCUCUGCCCCGCGCUCCGCAUCUUCGUCCUCAACCUCGGAGACAAUCCGACGGGGCCGACGGGCGUCGCGGCGCGUUGGGAGGCGCUGUUCGAUGAAUACUUCACGUGGGUGCGCGUGGGACGCGGCGUGCGGCCGAUCGAAGCGUUUUUCGCCGAGUAUCGUGGACCCAGCCUCGAGCGCGGCUCGAAGGAAGUACGGCGGUGGAGGUGGACGCACGAGCGUCCGGAGAGCGCCCCCUCGUUGAACAUUGUCUCUCCUCAUCCCCACCCUCUCCCCGGCGAGGAGCAGAGCCGCCCGUCGUCCGGCUGGGUUGAGGUGGGCCCUUGGCCGUCCGCGCAAGAAUUUGAAGAGAGUGAGGAGUGGGUGCAGGAGGACAAUGGACAUCGAUAG